AUGGCGUUGCCUUCUCUCUUCAAAGAUGAACCCAUCACGCCAACUCUCAAUAGCAGAAACGCACCAAGUCGGGGUCCAUUCGCUUCCUACUCUGGUCGUACAAAGACUGUCAUGCAAGGCGACAUUCAAGGCGCCUUUCGCCAACUCGGCAGCGUACUGCGACAAAACAACGUCAUGCGUGAGUUUCGUCAGCAAAAGUUUUAUGAGAAGCCGAGUGAUAAGCGAGGUCGACUGAGUCGUGAACGGCAUCGGAAGCGGUUCCUGUUGGGUGUGAGGAGAUUGGUUGGGCUGGUCAAGGAGCAGCGCAAGUUCCAGUGA
Protomyces lactucae-debilis is the source of this 318-nucleotide messenger RNA. RefSeq lists its product as uncharacterized. Gene Ontology annotation, cellular component: ribosome. The transcript has a single exon. NCBI's taxonomy places the organism in Eukaryota, Fungi, Ascomycota, Taphrinomycetes, Taphrinales, Protomycetaceae. The record is from RefSeq and is a predicted model, not a curated record. The coding region runs from base 1 to 318 and encodes 105 amino acids. Gene Ontology annotation, biological process: translation. Gene Ontology annotation, molecular function: structural constituent of ribosome.